Messenger RNA from Pseudomyrmex gracilis, 6923 nucleotides. RefSeq names its product kinesin-like protein unc-104 (gene unc-104). The transcript has 29 exons. The coding region runs from base 448 to 5583 and encodes 1711 amino acids. NCBI's taxonomy places the organism in Eukaryota, Metazoa, Arthropoda, Insecta, Hymenoptera, Formicidae. Gene Ontology annotation, molecular function: ATP binding; microtubule motor activity; microtubule binding. The record is from RefSeq and is a predicted model, not a curated record. Gene Ontology annotation, biological process: microtubule-based movement.
CAAAACGGUGAUAUUGUGCUGCGAAAUUGUGCAGCAGGUCAAGGCGCAAAAGGUGUUGCGCGGGGCUGCACCAAAGAUCGAGGGUUCCGCCGAGCGGAACAAACAAACGGCGAGGCGAACAGCGCCACGCGGAGCAACGCGAAUCAAAGGAGUGGUUUUAAGUAUCUAGCGGUGGCGUUUCAAGUCCGCGCGACUUUGGAUAAUCGAUCGGGCAUCGGGUCACCGCGCCGAGUGGCGUCACGACGCUCGGAGUGGCACGCGCGUACAACACGCUCGAUCGCAUUGUGUAUAUAAAAAACGUUUCCUCGCAGAACCCAGUAUGGCCGUAGGACCUCAGCUGUUUUCACGCUUCUGCUUACGUAUCUGAGGCGAGAACGGGAACAAAAUUAUCGGCACACCGCUGCCGAUUUUAAUCCGACGCUGAGUUAAAAGAAAAUCCAGAAAACGAUGUCGUCGGUUAAGGUGGCGGUGAGGGUACGACCCUUCAAUCAUCGCGAAGUCAGUCGUCAGGCACAAUGUAUCAUAGAAAUGAACGGGAGUACCACUUCCAUAGUGAAUCCUAAAGCCACACCAGGAAGCAAAGAUGCUGUCAAAAGCUUCAAUUACGACUAUUCCUACUUUUCUAUGGACCCAAAUGAUGAGAAUUACUCGACUCAACUUAUGGUUUACAAGGAUAUCGGUGAAGAAAUGUUGGUACAUGCUUUCGAAGGUUAUAACGUGUGCAUUUUUGCAUACGGCCAAACUGGCGCCGGUAAAUCCUACACCAUGAUGGGUAAACAGGAAGAGGGCCAGGAGGGAAUAAUACCACAAAUCUGUAAGGAUUUGUUUAGGAAAAUUAGCUACACGUCUAACGAGCGACUCAAGUAUUCGGUGGAAGUGAGUUACAUGGAAAUCUAUUGCGAGAGGGUGCGCGAUUUGUUGAAUCCGAAAAACAGGGGAAAUCUUCGGGUGAGAGAGCAUCCUCUCUACGGACCUUACGUCGAAGAUCUGUCCAAGUUGGCGGUGUUGUCGUACGAAGACAUUCAUGAUCUCAUAGACGAAGGUAACAAAGCCAGAACUGUCGCAGCGACCAACAUGAACGAAACGUCGAGCAGAUCGCACGCGGUCUUCACGAUAUUCUUCACGCAGCAGCAACACGACAGCGCUACCGGAUUGAUGACGGAAAAAGUUAGCAAAAUAUCGCUGGUCGAUCUGGCUGGAUCUGAGAGAGCCGAUUCGACAGGCGCGAAAGGAACGCGAUUAAAGGAAGGAGCUAAUAUUAAUAAAAGUCUGACAACUCUCGGGAAAGUUAUCAGCGCUCUGGCUGAAAUUGCAGCAACAAAGAAAAAGAAGAAAGCCGAUUUCAUACCGUAUAGAGAUUCCGUUCUGACGUGGUUGCUGCGAGAAAAUUUGGGAGGAAACUCCAAAACGGCCAUGAUCGCAGCUGUCAGCCCUGCCGACAUCAAUUACGACGAAACACUCUCGACUUUACGAUAUGCAGACCGAGCGAAGCAAAUCGUUUGCAAGGCUGUGGUCAACGAAGACGCCAAUGCCAGACUUAUCAGAGAGCUCAAAGAAGAGAUACAGAAACUACGGGAACUACUGAAGCAAGAAGGCAUCGAUGUGCAAGAAGGGCCAGAUGGUAAAAUUACAUACGAAAAGAAAGAACCUAGAGACGAAAUAAUCAGAACAAACAAGCGAAACGAGGAAGACACCAAGGAAAGUCGGGCAAGAAUUUCUUCGCACACCACAUCCACUAUCGCCGAAGAGGCGGUCGAUCAGUUGCAAGCGUCUGAGAAAUUAAUCGCAGAACUGAACGAAACGUGGGAAGAGAAGCUGAAACGAACCGAGUCGAUUCGCCUGCAGCGCGAAGCGGUGUUCGCCGAAAUGGGAGUCGCCGUGAAAGAGGAUGGCGUCACCGUGGGCGUCUUUUCUCCGAAAAAGACGCCGCACCUGGUGAAUCUGAACGAGGAUCCUCUCAUGUCCGAAUGUUUGAUCUAUUACAUCAAGGACGGUUUCACGCGGAUCGGUAGCGCCGAAGCGAACAUACCUCAAGACGUUCAGCUGUGCGGGCCACAUAUACUCAGCGAGCACUGCGUGUUCGAGAACCGAGACGGUAUUAUAACUCUGAUACCGAAGAAAGGAGCUUUGAUUUACGUUAACGGUCGCGAAGUGACCGAACCGCUUAUUCUGACGACUGGUUCGCGCGUAAUUUUGGGAAAAAGUCACGUUUUCCGAUUCAAUCAUCCGGAUCAAGUACGUGAACGAAUAGCGAACGGAUCCCCGGCGGAAACUCCCGGCAACAACGAACCAUUAGCUGAUUGGGACUUCGCGCAGGUUGAGUUGUUGGAAAAGCAAGGUAUAGAUCUAAAGGUUGAGAUGGAAAAGCGAUUGCUCGUGCUGGAGGAACAGUUUCGUAAAGAGAAAGAAGAAGCUGAUCAGCUGUUCGAGGAGCAGCGAAAGAGCUACGAAGCGCGAAUAGACGCGUUGCAGAGACAGGUGGAGGAACAGAGUAUGACGAUGUCUAUGUACAGCAGUUACACGCCGGAAGACUUCAAUAAUAUCGAGGAAGAUAUUUUUGUCAACCCAUUGUUUGACGCAGAGAGCAACUGGACCGAGAGAGAGUUUCAACUGGCCGCUUGGGCCUUCCGCAAGUGGAAAUAUCAUCAAUUCACGAGUUUACGGGAUGAUCUUUGGGGCAACGCGAUAUUCCUCAAAGAGGCUAAUGCUAUAUCCGUUGAACUAAAAAAGAAGGUCCAAUUUCAAUUUACUUUACUUACCGAUACCCUUUACUCACCACUACCACCGGAUCUCUUACCCGCUAUGGACGAUGAAGAGGAAGAUGACAGACCGUUUCCACGCACAAUCGUCGCCGUCGAGGUGCAAGACACGAAAAACGGUGCCACGCAUUAUUGGACAUUAGACAAGCUAAGACAACGGCUGGAAUUGAUGCGCGAGAUGUAUCACAACGAAGCCGAGUUGUCGCCGACAUCUCCGGACUUCAACAUCGAAUCUAUUACAGGCGGCGAUCCGUUUUACGACAGAUUUCCGUGGUUCCGCAUGGUUGGCAGAGCUUUCGUGUAUCUGAGCAAUCUCAUGUAUCCAGUGCCGUUAAUUCACAAAGUAGCGAUUGUAAAUGAGAAGGGUGACGUUAAGGGUUAUUUGCGAGUCGCUGUUCAAGCUGUAGUUGAAGAGGAAAACAGCGAAUAUUCAAGCGGCGUCAGACAAUCAGCACGAAUCUCUUUCGAGGACGACUUGUUCGGCGGUUAUAAGCACAACAAGCGCAGCUCGCUUCUGGCUCAAACUCUGGAGAAAAAUCGGCAGAUGAUACUGCACGAGGAGCGCGUGGUCGAGGGACACAACGACGUGAAUCAGAAAGACAUCAAGGACGAGGACGAUAUAGGAGAUGCCGAUAGCGGCCGAGGUGACAGCUCGGUCUCGAGCGACAUGAAAGAGGAAGAGUUGCCGGAUCAUCUGCAACCCGGUGCGGAAUUUACUUUCAGGGUAACGGUUCUUCAGGCUAUGGGCAUCUCCACCGAAUACGCUGAUAUUUUCUGCCAGUUCAAUUUUCUACAUCGACAUGACGAAGCUUUCUCAACAGAACCGGUAAAGAAUACAGGCAAAGGCAAUCCACCUGGAUUUUAUCACGUACAAAAUAUUACGGUAACAGUUACCAAGUCAUUCCUGGAGUACUUGAAGACGCAACCUAUAGUUUUUGAAGUGUUCGGUCAUUAUCAACAGCAUCCGCUGCACAAGGAUGCGAAAUUGGAAUACAGCGUGCGGCAACCGCCGAAGAGGAUGCUUCCGCCAUCCAUACCGAUCAGCCAGCCGGUACGUUCGCCGAAAUUCGGAAGCGUCCUUCCGUCGCCGAGUACGUCCCACGUUCACGCCAAAUACGACGUGCUGGUCUGGUUCGAGAUUUGCGAACUGGCACCGAACGGCGAGUACGUGCCGUCAGUGGUAGAUCACAGCGACGAUCUGCCAUGCCGCGGACUGUUCCUACUUCAUCAGGGUAUACAGCGACGUAUACGAAUCACCAUCGUACAUGAGCCGGCUUCCGAGUUGAGAUGGAAGGACGUGCGCGAGCUCGUGGUCGGCCGCAUUCGGAACACUCCGGAACCCGAGGAGGAGGACAAUGACUCGUCGGUACUUUCGUUAGGUCUUUUCCCGGGUGAGUACCUCGAAGUUCCCGGCGACGAUCGGACCAUGUUCAGAUUCGAGGCGGCCUGGGACAGCUCUCUGCACAACUCGGCCUUGCUCAAUCGGGUCACGUCGUACGGCGAGCAGAUCUUCAUGACCAUUUCCGCGUAUCUCGAGCUGGAGAAUUGCGGAAGACCCGCAAUUAUUACGAAAGAUCUAAGUAUGAUAAUUUAUGGAAGGGACGCGAGAGUCGGGCCACGCUCGUUCAAACAUCUGUUCAGCGGCAGUUAUCGCAACCAGGAGGCAAAUCGACUCAGCGGUGUCUACGAAUUAGUGCUUCGCCGUUCUUCGGAAGCAGGUAGCCCAGGAGUUCAAAGACGUCAACGUCGCGUCUUAGACACGAGUUCGACAUACGUCAGAGGCGAGGAAAAUCUACACGGAUGGAGACCACGCGGUGACAGUUUGAUAUUUGAUCAUCAAUGGGAGCUCGAGAAAUUGACGAGACUCGAAGAGGUGGAGAGAGUACGACACACGUUGCUAUUGAGGGAAAAGCUUGGUAUCGACAAAGUACCGUUCUGCAAUAAGCCGUUUUACGAUUUUACAAAAACCGAAAAGGAUGUGUGUAACAUGGUGGCGAAAGCCACGAACGAGCCACAUGCCAGUCCGGUGAAGCUGAAACGCUCGACCAGCAAAGACGUUUACGAACCCUGGGAAAUGACCGAGAGAGAGCGCGAAUUGGCGACCAAGUACAUUAAGCUUAUUCAAGGACGAAUACCGAGUAAAGAACCGAUAUUGCUUUCCGACGUCUCGCCCGGUGAAGACACCAUAACCGAUUUGUCCGCGUCUAUGAUGUCCUCGGUUAUAUCGUCCUCAUCUCAAGAGUUGAGCUCGCCGGAGAGGGCUAGACUUCAAGAACUCCAGGAGAGCAUACUGGCGAGCGAGUCGGCGAAUCAGAGCUGCUCUGUCGCGCCACCGCCGCUCGGAUCGUCCUCACCGUCGAAAGAGAACCUGGUGCUUUACGUGCCGGAAGUCGAGGAAAUACGCAUCAGUCCGGUGAUCGCUCGGAAAGGUUACUUGAACGUUCUCGAACACAAAACCAACGGCUGGAAGAAGCGCUGGGUGGCCGUUCGCCGACCGUACGUUCUUAUUUUCCGAGAAGAAAAAGACCCCGUUGAAAGGGCACUUAUCAAUUUGGCCACAGCUCAAGUUGAGUAUUCCGAAGAUCAGCUAGCCAUGGUGAAAGUGCCGAAUACAUUCAGCGUGGUCACUAAGCACCGAGGAUAUUUACUGCAAACUUUAGGCGACAAAGAGGUCUACGAUUGGCUGUACGCGAUCAAUCCUCUUUUAGCUGGUCAAAUCAGGUCGAAACUUGCGCGCAAAAGUCCGGCCACGUCAAAUCUGAACAACAGCACGACGGUUUCUCUGACACCGCCGUUAGAACAACAGAACAAUCAGACCAAGUGAGUGGCUGACACUGUGGCCGGGGUAACGAGUGCAAUAGCGACGGCGUCUGAGAAAAUGCUGAGUUGGCCACACUCGGCCUUACAGUCUCAACACUUGUGUAACUUUCGAUUCCCGGUAGUCUUUGAUUGACCGAACGGAGGCGAAGUUAUCAUUCCAAUAUUAAAUUACGAUCGAUUACAUGUAAUAUCAAUGUUUUACUUAACACACAUACACACAAACAUACACACACACACAUACACACAGUGUUUCUCCCUUGGCGCGUUAUAAAAGACAGCCCGGGGUGUGAGCUAAAGAGAAGAAAGAGGAAUGGUGCUUGUCUUUUGAAGAAGUUAUAAAUGCAUUCGUUAUAUAUUUAUUACAUUGAGAAAAAAUCUUUCGGUUCACGCGUCUCUCCCGUACAUUUCAAGCGCGCACUUGAAAUGUGAAUCACGUUGACGAGACGAAAAAAAAAUCGUUCUGCAAAACGCAGAAUGAUUUUGUUUCUUUUUGAAUUUCCGUAUGACGCGUUGAUGUAAUUUAGUGAAUAUAGCUGUUAUAUACAUGCGAAAAAGAUGCAUUUAUGCCUAAUAAAAACGUAUUCCUAAGACGAUCACUGAAAACCUUGGGGAGGCGAGGAAUGCACAGUAGAUACGUAUGUAGAAGUGUACGGGAAAACGCGAGAAAGAGAGGGAGAGAAAGAGAAGUAAAAUAAAGAGAGUGAAAGAGAACACGAGAGAGAUAAAGAAAAAAAUACACACACGCAAGCAAGGCAGCACUUCAACAAAUUAUGUAAGAGAUUUAUAACGAUUAUAAGAUUCGUAUCGAUACGAAGCUAUCAGGAAAAACUGGAAACGCUUCGUAUUUUGCGGUGUACGCAAAAAUAAAAUAGAUAAAAUUACGCUAAUCCUUACGAAUAUAUAUAUAUAUAUAUAUAUAUAUAUAUAGACGUCACAUUGUGACGUGAUAUAUUUCAUUCGCAUUGAAUGCGAUAAAACUCCCGAUCUCAAAUCUCAGUUUGUUUCAUUUCUCAUUAUUGAACAUCCAUAUGUGUUAUCGAUGACAUAACUUUUUUAUUUGCAUUAUAAACUCUUCUUGCUUUCCACACAUAUGUAACUCACAUAGAAUUCCGAUGAAUUGUGAAAAUGAAUUGCACCAACAAAGCGAUAUAUAAAUCCAAUUUUUAUGGAUUAUUAUAUUAAAGUACUAUAUCUAUUAAAAUUAAUAUUCAUGGUUAUCUAUGUCUGGCAACCUCAACAGUUGAUUCUUUACUAUACAUGAACAGUUUUCAAGUUCGCUCUUUUGAAUCUUCAUUGAGGUGGUUGUCGAUUUCAUACAUCUUGAGAUAUAUAUAUAUAUAUGUA